Ipomoea nil (Japanese morning glory) is the source of this 2506-nucleotide messenger RNA. RefSeq lists its product as uncharacterized. The record is from RefSeq and is a predicted model, not a curated record. Bases 127 to 2223 code for a protein of 698 amino acids. The transcript is spliced from 13 exons. NCBI's taxonomy places the organism in Eukaryota, Viridiplantae, Streptophyta, Magnoliopsida, Solanales, Convolvulaceae.
GGCGGUUAAGGCGUUACAACUUACAACCCGGGAUCUCCCAUCAGUUUCUGGGUUUCUCCUGAAGCCGAAGACGACCGAAGCUCACCUUGUGAACAGUUAACACUAGGGUGAACGAAGAAGUUGAAGAUGAGGAAGCGCGAUCUAGCUAUUCUUAUGCUCUCUGCUUUCGCCAUCUUCUUCUCUCUUCAGCAUGAAGGCGAUUUUUCAUUCAGGGAGGCGUGGUUUCAUCUCUCCGACGAAUAUCCGAUCAAAUACGAGGCCGAGCGUCUUCCUCCGCCAAUAGUCGCUGAUCUCAAUGGUGAUGGCAGAAAAGAGGUCCUUGUUGCUACACACGAUGCCAAAAUCCAGGUUUUGGAGCCACAUGCUAGGCGAGUGGAUGAAGGAUUUAGCCAAGCACGUGUGCUUGCAGAGGUGUCCCUUUUGCCUGAUAAAGUUCGCAUCACAACAGGAAGACGCCCUGUGGCAAUGGCCACAGGUGUUAUAGAUAGGAAUUACAACCCCAGAGAACCUAGGAAAGAGGUGCUAGUUGUUGUUACCUCCGGUUGGUCUGUAAUGUGUUUUGAUCACAACCUCAAAAAGCUAUGGGAGACGAACCUUCAGGAGGAUUUUCCACAUAAUGCUCAUCAUAGAGAAAUUGGAAUCUCAAUUAGUAAUUAUACUGUAAGGCAUGGAGAUUCUGGGUUGGUGAUUGUUGGUGGAAGAAUGGAAAUGCAACCUCAUAUCCAUAUGGAUCCUUUUGAAGAAAUUGAAAUAGCAGAGAAAACUGCAGAGCAGCACCGGAGGAGUGCUGCCGAGAACCAAACUUCAGAGAAUUCUGGGACGGUUGAUUUGCGCCAUUUUGUAUUUUAUGCAUUUGCUGGUCGAACCGGGGAAAUUCGAUGGAGCAGAAAGUCAGAGAAUAUUCAAGCACGUUCAUCAGAAGAAUCUCUUAUAAUUCCACAGCACAACUAUAAGUUGGAUGUUCAUGCUUUGAACAGUCGUCAUCCUGGAGAGUUUGAAUGUAGGGAAUUCAGAGAAUCCGUUCUUGGAGUAAUGCCACAUCGCUGGGAUCGUCGAGAAGACACUUUAUUAAAGUUAUCACACUUCAAACGACAUAAAAGAAAAACGUUGAAGAAAAUGCCUGGCAAGACUUCCACCAGUUACCCUCUCCACAAGCCUGAAGAAAACCAGCUUCCUGGUAAGGACACUACUAAAAGGAUUUCAAAUGCGAUUGGGAAUGCUGUGAAAUAUGCGAAGUCUUCAAAAAUCAAGAAGCCUUUGCCUUAUAUUCCCACGAUCACAAAUUAUACUCAACUAUGGUGGGUUCCUAAUGUUGUUGUUGCUCACGAAAAGGAAGGGAUUGAAGCUGUUCAUCUGGCAUCUGGUCGCACCAUUUGUAAGCUUCAUCUUCAAGAAGGUGGACUACAUGCUGAUAUUAAUGGAGAUGGAGUUUUGGAUCAUGUCCAGGCUGUAGGAGGGAAUGGGAUUGAACAGACAGUUGUCAGUGGAUCCAUGGAAGUCUUGCGUCCCUGUUGGGCUGUUGCAACAUCUGGUGUACCGGUGCGAGAACAACUUUUUAAUGCUACUAUAUGUCGUCACUCUCCUUUUAACUUAUUCCAGCACGGGGAAUUUACUAGAGGCUUUGGUCAACCUUUUGAUGCAAAUUCCUUAGAGGUUGCGUCACCCAUUCUCAUCCCAAGAAAUGAUGGUCAUCAUCAUCGCAAGGGAAGCCAUGGAGAUGUGAUCUUUUUAACAAAUCGUGGCGAGGUAACAUCUUAUUCACCUGGCUUGCAUGGACACGAUGCUAUCUGGAACUGGCAGCUAUUGACUGGUGCAACAUGGUCAAACCUUCCAUCUCCAUCGGGAAUGAUGGAAGGUGGUAUGGUGGUACCUACCCUGAAGGCAUUUUCAUUACGUGUCCAUGAUAAUCAAGAAUUGAUCCUUGCAGCAGGAGAUCAAGAAGCCAUAAUCAUAUCUCCUGCAGGAAGUAUAUUAGCAACAAUUGAACUUCCUGCUCCUCCCACGCAUGCAUUGGUGACUGAAGAUUUUUCCAAUGAUGGGCUAACCGACCUCAUCAUUUUGACUUCCAAUGGUGUUUAUGGCUUUGUUCAGACCAGACAACCCGGUGCACUCUUCUUCAGCACAUUGGUUGGUUGCCUUAUUGUUGUAAUGGGAGUGCUAUUUGUCUCCCAACAUCUAAACUCAAUCAAGGGAAAACCUCGAGCUUCAUCUGGUCAAUUCUAACAAGAACAAGUUUGUGCUUACCAUUACAAGAGGCAAAUGUUUUUCCCUCGAGCCGCAGAAAUGCUGUGGAGAUUACUGAAUGAUGAGAUGAGGUGAGAUAUAGUGGACAGAAAACGAGGUGAAAACAUACUUGGUUGACAGGGCAAAAAUUUGCAAACUAGACAGGAUUAAUGGAUUUUGAGUGAACCAUGUAGGUAUUGUGUAUUGUACCCUUAACAUUAACGGUAUAUAUUAUGUAUGCAUUGAAUUUUGGGCAAUUCAACAUGGAAUGCAUGAAUGAUAA